Ananas comosus (pineapple) is the source of this 1346-nucleotide messenger RNA. RefSeq names its product bZIP transcription factor 50. Lineage: Eukaryota; Viridiplantae; Streptophyta; Magnoliopsida; Poales; Bromeliaceae. Gene Ontology annotation, molecular function: DNA-binding transcription factor activity. The coding region runs from base 136 to 1119 and encodes 327 amino acids. The record is from RefSeq and is a predicted model, not a curated record. The transcript has 3 exons. Gene Ontology annotation, biological process: regulation of DNA-templated transcription.
ACGAAAGCGCUCUUCAUUUUUCCAUUCCUUCUCCACGAAGGAAGGGCUCGUCUCCUCCUCCUUAUAUCCUCUUCCCCUCCCCCCAAAACCCUAACCCUAACGCUAACCCUUGUAACCUACCUCUUCUUCUUCGCCAUGGAUGGGGCCGUGGUUGAAGCUUUGAAGGAAGAUGACGUCUUGCUUGCCGAUUUCGACGUCGAACACCUCUUGGCCGGGUUUUCCGAUGACCUCGACGCAUCCGACCUCUGGGCCCCGAUCUGCGCCCCUCCUCCGCCGGAGUGCGAGUCGGCGAACUCCACAACGUCCGAUCCGAGCCCCGCGGGUGGUGGCGACUCUCCCCCGAGCUCGAUCUCGAUCUCGCCCUACGUGAGCGAGAUCGAGAGGUUCCUCUUGGAGGAGGAGGAGGGGGAGGGGGAGGGGGAGGAGGAUGGAGAGGGCUUCGACGACGCGUUUCUCGCGGGGUUCUUCGCCGACGCGUCGGACGACGUGGGCAGCGAGGGUGCCGCCGCGGGGGAGGAGAACGUCGAGGAGAGCGCCGGCUCCGGAGAUGAGAAGAGGGGGAGCGCCGAUGUGGUUGAUGUGGAGGGCGACGAUCCGAUCAGCAAGAAGAGGAGAAGGCAAAUGAGGAAUAGGGACUCGGCCAUGAAAUCAAGGGAGAGGAAGAAGAUGUAUGUGAAGGAGCUGGAGAUAAAGACAAGGUACCUGGAAUCGGAGUGCCGUCGCCUCAGCUACGCGCUCCAGUGCUGCACGGCGGAGAACAUGGCGCUCCGCCAUCGCUUGCACGCUGAAGGGCCGCUCGGUGCUCACGUCGCCGUACAGGAGUCUGCCGUACUCUUCGUGGAAUCCCUGCUGCUGGGUUCCCUGUAUUGGCUCGUGAGCAUCGUGUGCCUCUUCCUAACGCCCGCCCUUCCCGGCCCGAAGGAUCCAAGGACUCCAGGAAGUCCAGGAAGAGAUCUUUCGCAGGAAGCGGCGGUGGCCGGAAAAAUAUCAAAUGAGAAACUAGGGUUCAACUUAGGAUCCGAAUUGGUUCUCAUGAGAAGGCGGUGCAGGUCUUUGAAGAGGAGGAUGAAGUUCUCUUCCCUGUUUCCGCUCCGUCCAAUCUCUUUCCAUCUAGUCUAGUAUUUGUUACAUAGAGACUGAGACUUGUGGUAGCUAUUUUCAGUGACUUGGUCUUUGAUCUUAUUACAUUUUGCUGUUAAAGCUUUUUGAGUUUGGUGUAUCAGUUUAGACUCCGCAUGUUCGCUGUUCAUAGUAGUCAAUAAUGUGAUAUUCUCAAUUCAAGUCUUUUUGUUUGGUGAAUUAUGAAAGUCUUGAUUGGAAGUAGAUGAGCAUCGGUUUGUCUUUUA